AUGGUUCACUUCGGAGCAGCUUUUCAGCGUUGUAGAGGCGAAAGCCCUUUAUUAAAUUCAUUCCGCGGCUACGAGGGGAAACCCGAAAUACGGAUAGAUUCACCUUCAAAGAGUCCCCGUAGAAAGAAGUUAGGUAUGACUCAAAGGUUGCAUUUUUAUGCAUUAGGGGUUGUUGGGGAGUUAGUACAGUUUCAAGGCAAUUGCUCCUUAGCCGCUAGGAAAAAUGCUUCCACAACCGCAUCCGCAUAUCCUCGAUACAAGAUUGACUUUGACAUCGCUCGUGCCACACAAACGGAAAUUACUUCACUCGGUCAAAGACCACAAAAAGAAUUACUUGAGCCGGGAGGUAGUCAACCGAUUACAAGGAUUAUUGGCUGGAGGGUUAUUCGCAGACUGAACUGA
Striga asiatica is the source of this 402-nucleotide messenger RNA. The record is from the annotation of a GenBank genome assembly. NCBI's taxonomy places the organism in Eukaryota, Viridiplantae, Streptophyta, Magnoliopsida, Lamiales, Orobanchaceae.